CUCGUUCCUCCAUCUUCUUCAUCAUCUUUUAUAAAGAAAUCAGAAUGAGGAGAAACUGCAACCUGGAGCUUCAGCUCCUUCAUCCUUCUUAUGAAACCCAUAAAAAACAGCAAGAGCAAGAACAACACGAAGAACAGCAGCAAAAGCAGCAGCAGAUGAUGACUAUUUUUUAUAAUGGAGCGAUGUGCGUUCGUGAUGUUACAGAGCUUCAGGCUAGAAGCAUCCUUUUUCUUGCAAACAGAGAAAUGGAGGAAAGGGUAAAGAGUCCAUUUACUCCAAGUGGAUCAGAACUAUCUUCACCAACUGUGAUGUCUCCACUGUGUAGCCCUGUUGCUGGCUUGUCUAUGAAGAGAUCACUCCAGAGGUUUUUGCAGAAGAGGAAGCUUAGGGUUCAAGCAACAUCUCCAUACCAUCACUAGAAACCCAUUUUUCGAUUGAUUAAUUGCAAAUUUGGUUGCAUUUUUUUGUUUUUUUGUUUGUUAAUCGAGGCGAUAAGGGAGAUUUGUAGACAGUAUCUAGCUAGGAAUCCUUAAUGAAAUGAUGAUAUAUUAGCCUUCUUGUACAUAAUCGCUUCAAAUCAUGUUCAUCCAUAUAUUUAAAGCCAAAAAAAUCCUUAUGAUAUA
This is a messenger RNA of Prunus mume (Japanese apricot), 623 nucleotides long. RefSeq names its product jasmonate-zim-domain protein 8 (gene JAZ8). The record is from RefSeq and is a predicted model, not a curated record. Lineage: Eukaryota; Viridiplantae; Streptophyta; Magnoliopsida; Rosales; Rosaceae. Gene Ontology annotation, cellular component: nucleus. Gene Ontology annotation, biological process: response to wounding; regulation of defense response; regulation of jasmonic acid mediated signaling pathway.